Messenger RNA from Pteronotus mesoamericanus, 2395 nucleotides. RefSeq names its product cadherin 19 (gene CDH19). The transcript has 11 exons. Lineage: Eukaryota; Metazoa; Chordata; Mammalia; Chiroptera; Mormoopidae. The record is from RefSeq and is a predicted model, not a curated record. Gene Ontology annotation, cellular component: plasma membrane; catenin complex; adherens junction. Gene Ontology annotation, biological process: homophilic cell-cell adhesion; multicellular organism development; adherens junction organization. The coding region runs from base 74 to 2395 and encodes 773 amino acids. Gene Ontology annotation, molecular function: calcium ion binding; cadherin binding.
UAUUCUCUAUCGCAUUUUUGUUUGCAACAUAUUGUCUCUCCUGAAGAGCGUCAGCUGGAAUCCAAGGAGCAGAAUGAAUCGUUGCUUAUUGCUGCCGUUUAUGCUGGGAAUUCCUCUCCUAUGGCCUUGCCUUACAGCCACCGAAAACUCUAAAACAGAGGAAGCCAAGCACCCAGGGGGGUCUCAUCAGAGGGUGAGGAGUGACUGGGUGUGGAAACAGAUUUUUGUACAAGAGGAAAUGAACAGGACUAAUCAUUUCAUUGACCAGCCAAUAUAUAAGCAAGGCAAUGAAAACAACAAUUACCAGUACAAGCUUUUUGGAGAUGGAGCUGGAAGUAUUUUUGUUAUUGAUGAAAAAACAGGUGACUUGUUUGUGGUAGAGAAGCUUGACAGAGAGGAACGGGACCUCUACACUCUGAGAGCCCAGGUGAUAGACACAGCUACUGGGAAGACUGUGGAGCCCGAGUCUGAGUUUUCCAUCAGAGUUACGGAUAUCAACGACAAUGAACCAAAAUUCCUGGAGGAGCCUUAUGAGGCCAUUGUACCAGAGAUGUCUCCAGAAGAGACGUCUGUCAUCCAGGUGACAGCAAGUGACGCUGACGAUCCUUCCACUGACCAUAAUGCUCAUCUCGUGUACAGCUUACUGCAAGGCCAACCAUAUUUCUCCAUUGAAGCAAAAACAGGCGUUGUAAGAAUAUCUUCUAAAAUGGAUAGAGAGCUGCAAGAUGAGUAUUGGGUAAUUAUCCAAGCCAAAGACAGGAUCGGCCUGCCGGGAGCACUCUCUGGAACGACGAGUGUAUUAAUUAAACUUUCUGAUGUUAAUGACAAUAAACCUAUGUUUCAAACAAGUUUAUUCCGAAUGAAUGUCUCUGAAUCUACACCCACUGGUACUUCUAUAGGAAAAAUCAUGGCCUAUGAUAAUGACAUAGGAGAUAAUGCAAAAAUGGAGUAUAUGAUUGAAGAUGAUUCACAAACAUUCGAUAUCAUUACUAAUCAUGGGACCCAAGAAGGAAUAGUUAUAUUAAAAAAGAAAGUGGAUUUUGAGCAGCGGAACCACUAUCGUAUUACAGCAAAAGUUAAAAACCCCAAUGUUGAUGAGCACCUCAUGAAAUACCACGAUGAACCUUCCACCACAGUCAUUAUGGUCCAGGUGGGAGACGAAGACGAACCCCCAGUCUUCCGCCUCCCCCAUUAUGUAUUUGAAAUCUUUGAAGAGAACGCGCAGGGAUCAUUGGUGGGCAUGGUCUCUGCCACAGAUCCAGAUCAGAAGCAGUCUCCUAUCCGGUAUUCUCUAAACAUCACCGGAAGCAACGCAUUCUGUAUCGAUGACAAUGGCACCAUCUUCACUGUCCACCCUCUUGAUCGAGAGAUGAGUGCUUGGCACAACCUGAGCAUUAAAGCCACAGAAAAAUACAAUGCUGAACAGAUUUCUUCAGUUCCUGUGUAUGUACAAGUUCUUAAUAUUAACGAUCAUGCUCCUGAGUUCUCUGACAACUAUAAGACUUAUGUUUGUGAAAAUGCAGGCUCUGGUCAGAUAAUUCAGACCAUCAGUGCAGUGGAUAGAGAUAAAUCCAUAGAAGAUCACCAUUUUUCCUUUAAUUUAUCUGUGGACAACAGAGAUGACUCUAUAUUUACACUCAUAGAUAACCAAGAUAACACAGCUGUAAUUUUGACUAAUAGAACUGGUUUUAGCCUUGAAGAAGAGCCUGUCUUCUACAUACCCAUCUUAAUUGCUGACAAUGGACUCCCGUCACUUACAAGCACUAACAUCCUGACUGUCCACGUCUGCGACUGUGAUGACAGUGGCAGCGCACAGACCUGCAGUGACAAAGGCCUUAUGUUCUCCAUGGGAUUCAGGACAGAAAUCAUAAUUGCUCUCCUGAUAUGCGUAGUGAUAGUAUUUGGGCUUAUUCUUUUGAUCCUUGGUCUGAAACAACGAAGAAAACAGACUCUAUUUCCUGAGAAAGGUGAAGAGUUCAGAGAGAAUAUCUUCAGAUAUGAUGAUGAAGGGGGAGGAGAAGAUGACACAGAAGCCUUUGACAUUGGACAGCUGCGGAGCGGCGCGAUCCUGAGGGAGCACAGGGCUCGGAAGACCACCGCCGGGGAGCUCCGGAGCCUGUACCGGCACUCUCUGCAGGUUGGCCCAGACAAUGCCAUCAUGAGGGAAUUCAUUCAGGAAAAGCUCCAGGAAGCUAACACUGACCCCUGCGCCCCUCCUUUUGACUCCCUCCAGACCUAUGCUUUUGAGGGGACAGGGUCAUUAGCUGGAUCCCUGAGCUCUUUAGGAUCAGCAGCCUCUGAUCAGGACGACAAUUAUGAUUACCUUCAUGAACUGGGGCCUCGCUUUAAAAGAUUAGCGUGCAUGUUUGGUUCUGCUACGCAGUCAAAUAAUUAG